Messenger RNA from Plasmodium relictum, 810 nucleotides. Its product is annotated as zinc finger C-x8-C-x5-C-x3-H type, putative. Bases 1 to 810 code for a protein of 269 amino acids. NCBI's taxonomy places the organism in Eukaryota, Apicomplexa, Aconoidasida, Haemosporida, Plasmodiidae. The record is from RefSeq and is a predicted model, not a curated record. Gene Ontology annotation, molecular function: mRNA binding; metal ion binding. The transcript has a single exon.
AUGAGUGUAUCUUCAGAAAUUAAAUGUCAAUUUGCAAAAACAAAAAUAUGCAAACAUUUUUUGGAAGAUAAAUGCUUAAAUACAGAUAACUGUAAUUAUGCUCAUGUGUUAGAAGAAUUAAGGCCACUACCAAAUUUAGUUAAUACUAAAUUAUGUAAAAGUUUAAAGAGGAAUGAAAUAUGUAACACUCCAAAUUGCAAAUAUGCACAUAAAAUUGAGCAAUUACAACCAAGUACUGAUUUAGCUACUUAUAAAACUACUAUGUGCUAUUUUUGGAAAAAAAAAAAAUGUAUGAAUCAAAGCAAGUGUAGAUUUGCGCAUGGACUAAAAGAAAUCAGACCUUUAAAGAUAAAAGAAACAGAUAAGAGAAAACAUUUAUCAGACUCAAAAGAAAAUGUAAAUUUAGAUACAGUUGAAUGUAUACGAAAUCUUCUGUCUAACGUUUUGUUUUUUGAAAAUGUACCCACUAUAAAAAAGGAUUAUUCAAAUUCUAAUAGCACUUUAAAUCCAUACAAAACUUUUAAUUUGAAUUCUACUGCUUUUUCCACUUCAAGAGAAAAUAAUUAUUCCAAUUCAAACUGCACUGAAAAAUCAGAACAUCAAAGUUUAGAUAUGUUUUCAUUGGAAAGAAAUAUACUUAAUUUGGAAUUAAUCUCCAAUAAAAAAGAAAAUAAAAACUUUGAAUUAUUUUCAUUUAAUGAUGAAUCUAACAAAACAGAAUUAAAUGAUGAUGAUGAUUAUUUUAAUGAAUUAUACAAAUGUAUAAAAAAAGAAUUAUCUAAAAACGUGGAAAACAUAUGCAGUUAUUAA